AUGAUUCUACGAUUUUUCCUUUUUGGAUCGAUUUUCUUUCAAACUGUGCAUUUAUGGAAUGAGGAUGAUGAAACGCAACGGAUACAAAUGAUCAUGGAUGAAGAAAAGCGUUACUACGAUGAUGAGCUCAAACCAGCAACUCAAAUGAAAUAUAAACAGAGUAGUGUUUAUGGUGGAGUUAGCAGACAAUAUGAUUUGAAAAGAAGACAACCUGAGCCGACUUAUGAUUAUGAUAUGGCUGUACAACAGCCAAAAGCCGAGGCAUUGAGAGGGGAGAAGAGUCGAUCGAAAUAUGCUGAACAAGAUGAGAUGGAUGGUGGGAAUUGGUGUUACUCUUGUGCAACCCCAUUGGGAAUGCUCUCUCCCGAAAUGCAGACGUCGGUGAGGAACUUCUUGGACGUCCGAAGAACCGAAUAUCCAAGAGACAAAAUCAAUCGCGAGUGUGCAGAAGGGAAAAAUGUCUCGAAAAUUGUGCGAGAGAAAUGUUUGCAUCGAUAUUGUCAAACCCUCGUACUCACCGAUCAUAAUCAAGGAGCGUCCUUUGUGCUCCGUGGUUGCGCCGAGAAUUUCGGGGCCGUAAAUGUGAAACAGUUUGAGCAACUCGAGGAGAAUCACUGCAAAUCACUUCAUAAAAACUUGGACAUGCGUGAGUGCAUCUGCAAGAAUCGUCACUUUUGCUUUUCGGGUUCGAGUCGACGCCGUGGGUCGAACUCGUCAAAGUUCCUCUUUCUACCUCUAACAGCUUUUACUUAUUUGUGUCUCACAAGAUUUUUA
Messenger RNA from Mesorhabditis belari, 774 nucleotides. NCBI's taxonomy places the organism in Eukaryota, Metazoa, Nematoda, Chromadorea, Rhabditida, Rhabditidae. The record is from the annotation of a GenBank genome assembly.